Molecule: messenger RNA, 1376 nt
Organism: Suillus bovinus
Lineage: Eukaryota; Fungi; Basidiomycota; Agaricomycetes; Boletales; Suillaceae
Exons: 3
Coding region: 272-1165 (297 amino acids)
Biological process (GO): regulation of transcription by RNA polymerase II
Cellular component (GO): nucleus
Molecular function (GO): DNA-binding transcription factor activity, RNA polymerase II-specific; sequence-specific DNA binding
Source: RefSeq, a predicted model, not a curated record
CUCUUUUACCUUUCCGUCUAACCGAGUGGCUCGUCCCUUAUGCUCAGACCAUCGCACACGAUUGCCUCGCACUUUUUGCCUUUAAAGGCAGAAACGCGCGCCACAGGAAAGCAAUCGUACUCGAUGUCCAUAGCGCACCUGGUGCUUUAAAAGAACUCGGCAAGAUGUGUGGAUUUGACACAACGCACUCGCUAUUCAUUUACUCCAAGGAUUUAAUUCCACUCCUCAGAUCAUUCAUAACCCCUUCUAUCAUAUUACACACAAUCACAGUAUGCCUGCUGUAGGAUGCAACAUGACACCCGUUAACUGCCCUAUCUGCUACAAGGCCAUAAGCCGCAAGGCGGACCUUCCUAGACACAUGCGUACGCACGAUGAACGCAAGGAGGCUCUGAUGCACGCAUGCCCAUCCCCUAACUGCAGUUACAAGACCCUUCAGAAGUCAAAUCUGCAGACACACAUCAGGACACAUACUCGUGAACGUUCGAAGACAUGCCCUCACCCUGGGUGCGCGUUUGCCACUACCGAUCCAGGUAGCUUGACGCGUCACCGCAAGCAACUACACGGCUAUGAGCCCAAAGCACGUCGAAACUCCAGUGGAAAAGCUGCCCGACGGACCGCCGCCGCUCCCUACCCCUCUACUCAGUUUAUGAAGCCAGAGACAGAUAUUCCUGCAUCAUUUGAUUUCAAUUACUCAACAUUUCCCGAGCUUGCAGGGCUGGUUCCCUGCAAUACACUCUCACCUGUUGGUUCCAGCGACUCUGGCAUCUCCCAAUUCUCGAAUGAGCACACUGAAUUUCCCUGGGAGCGACUCUUUUCCGAUCCUCCUACCAAUCCGGAGGGCUUCGCCUCUGUCUACGAACAGCCUUCUCAGCUCCCCAUUACCUCCAGCUACUUCCAGCCUCCGACUGUCCCCGCCGAUGUCUCCGCUUUCCAGAUGCCACAAUUCGACCCAGAGCUAUUCACCAACUUCCAGCAACCCGUUCCUGAUGUCGACUUUCAGUUCCAGCCCAGCUCAGGGGACUGUUCGAACAACUCCCUACCAACUGAACUAGACGAGUUUUUGGAGAAAUAUGGCUCGGGGUACUUUGAAGGCCUCUGCGAGUACCCAGACAAUACGACGUAUUCGAUGGCCCAGCCCUCGUUCACGAACGACUACGUGUGCUGAAAACUUUCAUCCCAUUUCAUAUUACUUAUGGACCAUUAUCAUCACAUUUGGAACCCGGCAUUACUAUCAUUGACAUCACAUUCGGAACUCGGCAUUAUCAUUAUUGUUUCUUCAUAUCACACUACUUGCAUCUUUCAUACAUAUCUUCAUCUGCACUCUUAGACCUUUGUAUACUAGUGGAAUGAGAAUGAGAUCGAUGUGUUAAUCAAGA